CGCAACAUAAUUCUCAUCUGCCUCUCUUUUGCUCUAACCCGGCCACCUAAUGACCUCUCUUUACUCCUUACCGUUUUCUGCAUAAUAACAAACUUCAUUGCAGAGAUUUGGUACUGGUCACCCUCUCCGGCCGGCCCCUGCCAUUGCCGCCAGCCACUAAUCUCUCGUCAUCAUCGUCUCCACCUUGCCAUUAUUGGACACUGUUUGGAGUUCGUUCACCUCUCCCUGUUCUUUUAAUGGAGGAAUCGGCAGGGAAGGACAGAGAGAGAAACAUCGUGAUUGCCUUGCUCGAUUUUUCAUUUCUUUUGCCCCCCUUUAAACUAUGCUCCUUUGUUUCUUUUUUGUUAUCCUUUUACUGACCGUAUCUUCCUGCAGGUUUCAUUCGCUUUCUUUAGCUUCUUUGGCCUUGUGUGUGGGCCACCUCACCUUCUCCUACUGCUAAUCCUCUGCACCUCUCAUUCAACCUCAAAAUAUCAUCUCUUAAGCCUCCAAGCCAUUAUCAUUUAUCUGCCUAUGUAGUAGCAGUACCAGCAUUAGCACAUCCCCUGCUCAUCGUUUUCGUUGUGCUCCGUUGUUCUUGUCCUUUACCACCUCACCUUGCAUCUCUGUUUACCUGAGUGAGAUUUACCAUUGGGAGACAAGCAAGAUUUCUCAUCACCCAGACGGGGCUGAAGCACUGCCCUCUUCUUCCAUUCUCGUCACCGGAAGCUCAUGCUGUGCAGCAAGAACUAAUGGUAUGUGAGCUAGGUUCUUGGUCACUGGAGCACGGUCCUGCAGCCAUGGAGAACCCCGGACUAGAAGCGCUCGAGGAAAGAGACUUCUACCGUGCAGAAACACCAAAGGAGGGUCAGUCGUCUUCUUACCUGCAACACCGACACACGCGAAGUGUUAUAAGCACAUAUGCAAAUGUAACUGACAUAUCUCCGCGACUCUCCCAUUACACACCUGUGGACAACCAAUCGCGAUAAGAUGCUCCAAAGAAGAAAUUCGCUUAACCUCCCCGACCACUUGCCUGAGAAUCAUCACAUCAUUACUACUGCAGAAAGAACUAUGUCAAAGUCUGUUGCAGACUUGGUAUGGGAGAUAGCAGUCCUUGAGGAGGAAGUAGUUCGCAAGGAACUUCACUUGCUUUCCCUAUACAGAGCAGCAUUUGAUCAAUACCUCGGUGUCUCUCCUCGUGCUUCUGCUCAGGACCGUCAAUGCAGCAGAAAGCAAGUUGACGAAGGCACCCGGCGCUUGAGAGAUAUCAAGGAGUCUGCAUCCUACAACUUGCCAACACUUUCCACUUCUAAACGUUAUACGCAGGAGCUGUCAAGAUCAUCUUCAGGGCGGUCAAGCCUUGCAAACUUCUUGAGCGCAUCGAUCACUGAAUAUGUGCCCAAGAUCUCUUGCAAACUUUCAGAGGACAUACUGAGAUGCAUUUCUGCUGUCUAUUGCAAACUUGCAAGGAGGCCAUCACAAGGCGCGGAUUUUGAUACAUCAUCAACUCCUUUCUCAUCUUCAUUGAGUUCCUUUUCUCUGAAGUAUCCUGUCGACAGUUGGAGCCCUCGAUGCCAUUACAAUGCCGACGCAAGCUCUGAUAAAUGUGGUUCAUUCGAUGGAAAUGAUGGACAAUACACUGGGAUGAUAAUUUUCCCAAGGAUACAUAUAGAUGAAGACAAGUUUGAUUAUGCCUCUAAAAUGCUGGAUACUAUCAGAACGCUGAUAAAACGACUGGAGAAGAUUGAUCCUACAAAGAUUGCACAUGAAGAGCAAGUCUGUUUUUGGAUUAACAUCCACAAUGCUUUGGUUAUGCAUGCUUUCAUGGCUCAUGGACUACAGGAAAAACGCAUGAAAAACACAGACAUGAUUUUGAAGGCUACAUAUAAUGUGGGUGGGCAUUCAGUCAACUCCCAAAUUAUUCAGAACUCAAUUCUAGGAUGCCAAUCUCACCGUCCUUCACUGUGGGUCCGUACACUAUUUACGCCAAUGAAAAAAUCAGGGAGCUCCAUACAUCCAUACGCGCUUCAUCAUCCAGAGCCACUUGCUCACUUUGCUCUUUCCACAGGAGCAUUUUCAGAUCCACCUGUAAGGCUGUACACAGCCAAGAAAAUACAUCAUCAACUGGAGCAAGCCAGGACCGAGUUCAUUCAAGCAAAUGUUAUGGUCAGGAAGCAGAUCAUCUUUCUACCCAAAGUUCUCCAUUUCUAUGCAAAGGAUGCUGCCUUAGAGUUGCCUGACCUGAUUGAGAUGGUAUGCGAGAGCAUGCCUGAACUACAACGAAAAGAGAUCAGACAAUAUCUUAGGAGGAGAAUUGACAAGUGUGUUGAAUGGUUGCCUUACAAUUCUUCUUUCAGAUACACUGUACAUAGGAGUUUGGCUGAGUAGGCGCUAUUUCCUGUAUAUAGAGUGCUUGACUGCUUGUAAGUAAUGAACUAGAUUAUAAGAACAAUUGAUUGGUGCGUGUGUAAAUAGGAGCUUGUGAUAUUUUUUCUAAGAGAGGAAAGUUAUAGCU
Messenger RNA from Phragmites australis (common reed), 2494 nucleotides. RefSeq lists its product as uncharacterized. The record is from RefSeq and is a predicted model, not a curated record. The coding region runs from base 970 to 2367 and encodes 465 amino acids. The transcript has 11 exons. NCBI's taxonomy places the organism in Eukaryota, Viridiplantae, Streptophyta, Magnoliopsida, Poales, Poaceae.